Molecule: messenger RNA, 1538 nt
Organism: Sardina pilchardus (European sardine)
Lineage: Eukaryota; Metazoa; Chordata; Actinopteri; Clupeiformes; Clupeidae
Product: rab GDP dissociation inhibitor alpha
Exons: 11
Coding region: 155-1498 (447 amino acids)
Biological process (GO): protein transport; vesicle-mediated transport; small GTPase-mediated signal transduction
Cellular component (GO): cytoplasm
Molecular function (GO): Rab GDP-dissociation inhibitor activity
Source: RefSeq, a predicted model, not a curated record
CCGGGUGCAGCGCAUCCUCUUCAAUUCUCAUACAGAGGUUGAAUUCAUCAGCCAUACCAGGACUCAACAACCUGCUAAACCUAUUUUACGCCUUUACGAAGAUCAUUUUACUGACUCUAGGGGAGCCUGAAAAGACUAGGAACGAAAGGACGCCAUGGAUGAGGAAUAUGAUGUGAUCGUUUUGGGCACUGGUCUUACGGAGUGCAUCUUGUCUGGGAUCAUGUCCGUUAAUGGCAAGAAGGUUCUACACAUGGACAGGAACCCAUACUAUGGGGGAGAGAGUUCCUCCAUCACCCCCUUAGAGGAGCUGUACAAGCGCUUUGGCCUGAGUGACAGCCCUCCGGAGUCUAUGGGCCGAGGCAGGGACUGGAAUGUGGACCUCAUCCCCAAGUUCCUCAUGGCCAAUGGGCAGCUGGUGAAGAUGCUGCUGUACACAGAGGUGACUCGCUACCUGGACUUCAAGGUGGUGGAGGGCAGCUUCGUCUACAAGGGAGGGAAGAUCUACAAGGUGCCCUCCACCGAGACCGAGGCUCUGGCUUCCAACCUGAUGGGCAUGUUUGAGAAGAGAAGGUUCAGGAAGUUCCUUGUGUUUGUGGCUAACUUUGACGAGAACGACCCCAAGACCUUUGAGGGCGUCGAUCCCAAGACGACCUCUAUGAGAGACGUCUACAAGAAGUUUGACCUUGGCCAGGAUGUCAUCGACUUCACAGGCCACGCCCUGGCCCUCUAUAGGACAGAUGACUACAUGGAUCAGCCUUGCCUGGAGACCGUUAACCGCAUCAAGCUGUACAGCGAGUCCCUCGCCCGCUAUGGCAAGAGUCCCUAUCUCUACCCCCUCUAUGGGCUGGGAGAACUGCCGCAGGGAUUCGCCCGGUUAAGUGCGAUCUAUGGUGGCACUUACAUGCUGAACAAACCAGUGGAAGAGAUCGUGAUGGAGAACGGGCGUGUGGUUGGCGUGAAGUCAGAGGGAGAGGUCGCGCGCUGCAAGCAGCUGAUCUGUGACCCCAGCUACAUCCCCGACCGCGUGCGGAAAGCCGGUCAGGUGAUCCGGGUGAUCUGUGUCCUGAGCCACCCCAUCAAGAACACCAGCGAUGCCAACUCCUGUCAGAUCAUCAUUCCCCAGAAUCAGGUCAACCGGACCUCUGACAUCUAUGUGUGUAUGAUCUCCUAUGCACACAACGUGGCUGCCCAGGGGAAGUACAUCGCCAUCGUCAGCACCACUGUGGAGACGAGCGAGCCCGAGGCUGAGAUCGAGCCGGCCCUCGAACUGCUGGAGCCCAUCGACCAGAAGUUUGUGGCCAUCAGUGACCUCUACGAGCCUUCAGACGACGGAUCUGAGAGCCAGGUCUUCGCCUCCAGAACGUACGAUGCCACCACCCACUUCGAGACCACCUGCAACGACAUCAAAGACAUCUACAAGCGCAUGACGGGCAGUGACUUUGACUUUGAGAACAUGAAGCGCAAACAGAACGACGUGUUCGGGGAGGACGAGCAGUGAGCGGUGCCACAGUGUGUGUGUGUGCGUGUGUGUGUGUGUU